AUGUCCCUCCCCCAACGUCCUGCCAACGCUCCAUCCCGCCACGAAGAACCCCAACCUGGGUUUCGGGAGUCCUCGAGACGGCGUCGCCGUGAUAUCGAAUCAGGCGGAUAUACAGACCUGCCUUCGUCGCCCUAUUCUCCCCGAAGACACAGUCACCAGACCUCAUCUUCCUCCGUUGGCGCGGCUGGCACGCGAGAUGUUGAGCAAGGGGAUCCAACAUCCCCGGGUCGAAAGCGACAUUUGGUCCGUCCGGAGAGAAAUCGAAUCGAUCGAGAUCACCCCAACUAUCUAUAUCGACAACAUGCCCAGAACAUGCCGACCUAUCCAUCGACGACCGGGAACGAUCCCGUUGUCGAGGGCCACGGCGAGCCCGAGACAGGCAGUACUGACAGCUCCGACUUGAAAGGCGACCGAAAGGCUGACCUCUAUGGGAAUCUGAAUAAGCCCAUGGAGCGGAUCGAGCGCAUGCCGAGCAAUAAGCGCGAGAGGCGCAAGCUGUCUCGCAAAUCUUCCAGGGCGCUCGAUUCAGAGGAAAAGCGGCGCCAGAAGGCCAUGGAACAGGUUCGUCCCCCCAGCUUGUGGUAUACCUACUGCGCCAUCGUCACCUUCUGGGCCCCCGACUUCAUCCUCAAAUGUUUCGGCAUGCCCAACAAGGAGCAGCGUCGAGCCUGGCGCGAGAAAAUGGGGCUCAUCGGAAUCAUCUUGCUCAUCUGUACUUUUGUCGGCUUCUUGACUUUCGGUUUCACCCAGACGGUUUGCGGCACGCCUCCGGUUCGUCUGAAGGUCAACCAUGUCGACCGAGGGUACAUGAUCUUCCACGGUCAGGCCUACGAUCUGUCCGAGUCCAAGCAUCCGGCCGCGGUCGGCAUCCCCGCCGGGUCCAACGUUCUCUACGACUUGCCACACAAGUUUGGUGGUCAGGAUGGCAGCUUUCUCUUCCAGAAUGUCAACGGCGCCUGCAAGGGCCUCAUCACCCUCGCCCCCGGUUCGGACGUCCCCACCAACAGUAAGGGUGACCUCGCGUGGUAUUUCCCCUGUCACGCGUUCAACCAAGAUGGCUCGUCGGAGCCGAAUUAUACGAUCCCAUAUUAUCUAGGGUAUGCGUGCCAUCUCUCGGCCGAUGCCCGCAACAGCUUCUACAGUCUGCGCUCCUCAGGCGACGUCUACUUCACGUGGGAUGACUUGAAGAACAAGAGCCGCAACCUCAUGGUGUAUUCCGGAGACGUGCUCGAUCUGGACCUCCUGCGGUGGUUCAACAAGUCGCAGGUGUCGUACCCAGCCCGCUUCGAUGAACUGCGGCUGAACCCCGACGUUCGGGGCACCGACGUGACGUACGCCUUUCAGUCCUCGGCCGACAAGCAGAUGGGCAAGUGUCUCCAGCAGAUCAUCAAAGUGGGCUCCAUCGACACCGAGACGGUGGGCUGCAUCGCUUCGAAAGUGGUCCUGUACGUGUCUCUGAUCUUCAUCCUGUCCAUUGUCAUCGCCAAGUUCGUCAUGGCCGUCCUCUUCCAAUGGUUCCUGUCGCGCAAAUAUGCCCCGUCCCGGACGACCAUGUCCUCGAAUCCCAAGACGCGCGCCCAGCAAAUCGAAGACUGGUCGGACGACAUCUAUCGGCCCGGCCCUCGUCUGACCGAGCCGCCCGUGCCGGACCGGACGAGUAAACGCGCGAGCUUUUUGCCCACGACCUCUCGAUUCUCCAGCCCCUACGCGGUGGGUGGCGGGAAGCUGCGACCGCAACCGACGACGAUGGCCAGCCAGAGUUCCGGAUCGCGUUUGCUCCCCACGGCCUCCACGUCCAUCUAUAAGCUCGGUCAGAACAGUAGUGGAGGCACCGUCAGUGCGGAUGGCAUGUCCCGUCACCAUCCCGCCGACAGCCGAACGAGCUUGAUGCUGUCGGGAACGGAUCAACGUCAGUCGACUCUCGUCGGUUCCAACGAAGGUCCGGCGGGAUUCAUCCACGAAGCGGUUGUUCCCCAGCCUCCGCCAGACUGGCAGCCGUUUGGUUUCCCAUUGGCCCAUACUCUCUGUCUGGUGACCUGUUACUCCGAAGGUGAGGAAGGCAUUCGGACGACUCUGGACUCGAUCGCCAUGACCGAUUACCCCAACAGCCACAAGACCAUCAUCGUCAUCUGCGAUGGUCUGAUCAAGGGCAAGGGGGAGGAAAUGUCGACCCCGGACAUUGUUCUCGGCAUGAUGCGUGAUUUUUCCGUGCCUCCGGAGGAAGUGCAACCCUACUCGUACGUCGCGGUGGCCACUGGAUCGAAGCGACACAAUAUGGCCAAGAUCUAUGCGGGAUUCUACGACUACGGGGAGACGUCGAUUGUGCCACCGGAGAAGCAACAACGCGUGCCCAUGAUGGUCGUCGUCAAAUGCGGCACUCCGGAGGAGGCCACGCAGCCCAAGCCCGGCAACCGCGGCAAGCGUGACAGUCAGAUUAUCCUGAUGUCGUUCCUGCAGAAGGUGAUGUUCGAUGAGCGGAUGACGGAGCUGGAGUAUGAGAUGUUCAACGGGUUGUGGAACAUCACGGGCAUCCCGCCGGAUUUCUACGAAAUGCUUCUCAUGGUGGAUGCCGAUACCAAAGUCUUCCCGGACAGUCUGACGCACAUGGUGUCUGCCAUGGUGAAGGAUCCCGAAAUCAUGGGUCUCUGUGGAGAAACGAAGAUUGCCAACAAGGCGGAUAGCUGGGUUACCAUGAUCCAAGUUUUC
Molecule: messenger RNA, 2706 nt
Organism: Rasamsonia emersonii CBS 393.64
Lineage: Eukaryota; Fungi; Ascomycota; Eurotiomycetes; Eurotiales; Trichocomaceae
Product: Chitin synthase F
Exons: 1
Cellular component (GO): cell septum; cell periphery
Molecular function (GO): chitin synthase activity
Source: RefSeq, a predicted model, not a curated record